This is a messenger RNA of Manis pentadactyla (Chinese pangolin), 1856 nucleotides long. RefSeq names its product ADP ribosylation factor GTPase activating protein 1 (gene ARFGAP1). Gene Ontology annotation, molecular function: GTPase activator activity. Gene Ontology annotation, cellular component: Golgi membrane. Lineage: Eukaryota; Metazoa; Chordata; Mammalia; Pholidota; Manidae. Gene Ontology annotation, biological process: regulation of endocytosis; regulation of ARF protein signal transduction. The record is from RefSeq and is a predicted model, not a curated record. The transcript has 14 exons. The coding region runs from base 286 to 1539 and encodes 417 amino acids.
ACGUAGCCGGAAGCCGGUGGCGGCGGGGCGGGCGGCCGGCGCGCGUCCUCGGAGCUGCUCGCUGCGCGGCCCGACCCCGCUUGGACCCCGGCUCCACCCCGCCCCGAGCCCGAUCGCCGUGGGCCCGGUCCCGCUUGGACUCCGCUUGGACCCCGGCUCAACCUCGUCCGGACCUCGCGAAGACCCCCGAUUGCUCUGCCCGGACCCCGAUCGACGUCGGCCCGACCCUGCUUGGACCCCGACUCGACACCUCCCGGACCCCUCUUGGAUCUAGCCCGCCGCACCAUGGCCAGCCCAAGAACCAGGAAGGUGCUCAAAGAAGUCAGGGCACAUGACGAAAACAAUGUGUGUUUUGAGUGUGGUGCAUUCAACCCACAGUGGGUGAGUGUGACCUACGGCAUCUGGAUCUGCCUGGAGUGCUCGGGGAAGCACCGCGGGCUCGGUGUGCACCUCAGCUUCGUGCGCUCUGUCACCAUGGACAAGUGGAAGGAUGCAGAGCUCGCGAAGAUGCAGGCUGGGGGGAACACCAAGUUCCGAGAGUUCCUGGAGUCUCAGGAGGACUAUGACCCCUGCUGGUCCCUGCAGGAGAAGUACAGUAGCAGAGCUGCGGCCCUCUUCAGGGACAGGGUGGCCACUCUGGCCGAAGGCAGAGAAUGGUCCCUGGAGUCAUCGCCUGCGCAGAACUGGACCCCGCCCCAGCCCAAGAUGCUGCCAUCCACCACCCUCCGAGCCUCUGGGCAGCCACAGAACCCAGGUGCCUCUUCGGACAAGGCUUUUGAAGACUGGCUUAAUGAUGACCUUGGCUCCUGUCAGGGGGCCUCGGAGAACCGCUAUGUGGGGUUUGGGAACACGGUGCCACCUCAGAAGAGGGAAGAUGACCUGCUCAAUAGCGCCAUGGCAUCCCUGUACUCGGGCUGGAGCAGCCUGGCCACGGGAGCAAGCAGGAUCGCCUCAGCCGCCAAGGAGGGUGCCACAAAAUUUGGAUCCCAGGCGAGUCAGAAGUUUUGGGGCUCCAAGCAGCAGCCAGAGCCGGCUUCAGAGUUGGGCCACAGUCUGAAUGAGAACGUCCUCAGACCUGCCCAGGAGAAGGUGAAGGAGGGAAAGAUUUUUGAUGAUGUGUCCGGCGGUGUCUCUCAGUUGGCGUCCAAGGCCCGGGGAGUCGGCAGCAGGGGAUGGCGCGACGUCACCACCCUUUUUUCAGGGAGAGCCGAGGACUCAGACAGACCCCCAGAUGGCCAGAGCUACCAGGACAGCACCAUCGACCAGAGCUUCUGGGAGGCCUUCGGGAGCGCUGACCCCCGCAGGGCCCACAGGUCCCCGAGCAGCGACAGCUGGACGUGUGCUGAUGCCUCGGCUGGGAAGAGGAGCUCUGACAGCUGGGACGUGUGGGGCUCCGGCUCCGCGUCCAACGACAGGAACAGUGACAGCGGAGGCGGGGAGACCUGUGGGGGCGGCGGGGAGGGCCGAGCCAAGACCACUAGGAAGGCAGCCCCGCCGCCUGCGGUACUUGACGCGGGCUGGGACACCCAGGACUGGUAGGCCCUGCCCGCCGACCCCAGCUGUGUCCACUCGCCACCUGCCUCGCACUCACUCCCACUCGCCCCUAGAAACACAGGCCUGGUGUGGAGCCGGCACCUUGGGCGUGGGGCCGCUCAGUGUGUGGGGUCACUCGCUCUCCGAGGUCACGGGGGCUGUGGGGGCAGAGACCAGGCCGCUGUCCUGGGAUUUUCAGGUGGCCCUCAGGGCCAGGGCCCAGGGCUCUGUGGAGGCAGGGCUCUGCUGCUGUGGAGACCGGGCGCCUGGUCGUUUUUGCAGCGUGCUCACUAAUAAACACCCCCUCGCGGCACCUGCAGCCA